AUGCUCAUUCCACCCUACCAGAAGUUCCAGAAGGAUGUUGUACUUCAAAGGACUAAGGAGGUGCAAGGAAUGGUGAUUUUGACUUGUGAAUGCAGUGCAAUCUUUCAACGAAAGGUUAUCUCCGACAAAAAGGAAGAUCUGGGGAUUUUUACAUUGCUUUGCAUGCUAGGACCUCUAUCCUUGAAGAACAGCCUCUGCGACCAAGGAUCAUCAGUCAGCCUUAUGCCUCUGCCAGUGGCGAAGAGAUUGGGCUAUCACAAGUAUCAAGCCUGCGGAAUCUCACUUGUUUGUGCGGAUAGAUCAAUAAGGCUGCCUACUGGGAUGCUUGAAGAUCUACGUUUGAGGAUAGGGAAUGUUGAAAUCCCCACUGACUUCAUUGUGCUUGAAAUGGAUGAAUAA
Microthlaspi erraticum is the source of this 399-nucleotide messenger RNA. The record is from the annotation of a GenBank genome assembly. Lineage: Eukaryota; Viridiplantae; Streptophyta; Magnoliopsida; Brassicales; Brassicaceae.